Messenger RNA from Camellia sinensis, 3950 nucleotides. Its product is annotated as DNA topoisomerase 4 subunit B (DUF810). The record is from RefSeq and is a predicted model, not a curated record. Lineage: Eukaryota; Viridiplantae; Streptophyta; Magnoliopsida; Ericales; Theaceae.
UAAAGUGAAAAAUAAAGGAGAGAAAGGACGCGGGGGACAACUUUUGGGCGCAUGCAUUCGGCUUUUCCGCGGCUUUCGAAAUUUCAUGUUCCCAUUCCAAUCCCCACCUUGCUUCGCUCCAGCGGAGUAUCCAAAACCUUAAUCAUUUUUCUCUCUCAUUUCCCAAACUCUCUCUUCUCUUCUGUUGAAGAUCGAACAUGGAGGCUUCUCAAUCUCUGCUCCAACGCUAUCGCAGCGAUCGUCAUCAGCUCCUGAGUUUCAUACUCUCGUCAGGUUUGAUAAGGGAGGUCCGGUCCCCCACUGGUCCCACCUCCUCUGUCUCCGACUCUGAUCUCGAACUUCUCAGCGCCGAUUACGUCCUCCAAUGCGCACAAUCCGGUGAGGUGCUUGAUAUCUCCAAAGCAACGAAGAAGUACUAUGAUGAAUCUUCUUACCCUGUAAUGAUACAUUCCCAGUUAGGGAAUUCCUAUUUUUUAAUUUCAGACCCUGAAUCUGCCGGAUCUCCUCCUCGGCGUGUGCCUCCUUUAUUUGAGGUGAACCACACUAGUAGUCAUGCAUCACAUCCAUCCAAUCUGCUGAAUCCUUUGGUUGACCGAAAUGUUGCUGAAUCUGGGGUGAAAUAUGCCUCCACUACAGAGACACCUUCAAAACCUGUGAAAACUGUAACUGUUCCUCCAUUUGGAUUACCUUCCCUGAAUACAGGAUUAUCUGAUGAUGACUUGCGGGAAUCAGCCUAUGAGAUUUUGCUUGCAUCUAUGAUAUUUUCUGGUCUUGAAAUUCAUGCUAUUGAAGAUAAAAGGAAAGAGAAGAGUUCUAAAUUUCUGUCUGGAUUGAAGAGUAAAAGGGAUAGAAAAUGUUUGCAAUCUCAGCUUCCCGGAAGGCAUUCAGAGCUCACUGAUACCAUUCGCGUUCAAAUGCAGAUUUCAGAAGCCGUCGAUUUGUGCACCAGGCAAAGGUUGAUGCAGUUUGCUUCAACAAACAUGUAUGAACGAAUUGACAUCCCUCAGAUCUCCUUGGGGCUUUUGAAUGGCAUGGUCAAAUCUGAUUUUCCUAAUGAGAAGUCCCAUGCUCAAUGGAAGAAGAGACAAGUAAAUAUUCUUGAAGAACUGUUAUGUUCUGCAAAUAAUAGAACAACUGAACAGCAAACAAUUGGAAGCUUGCUUACAAAAGUAAAAAAUUCCAAGGAAUGGGACAUCAUAAAGUCCCCUUCUGAACGCGCUGAGGUCCUAUUAGCGAUCAGGGAGUUAGUUUUAGUGUUUUCAUCUGCUCCUGCACGAUUUGGCAUCCAUGGUGAAACUUAUUAUUGGACUGCUGGCUAUCACUUGAACAUUAGGCUUUAUGAGAAGCUACUCUUUGGUUUAUUUGACAUUCUGGAAGAAGGGCAGCUCAUAGAGGAAGUGGAUGAAGUCCUAAAGCUUAUCAAGUUGACCUGGUCUACUUUAGGCAUCAAUCAGAAAAUGCAUAAUGCAUUAUUUGGAUGGGUGCUUUUUCAACAGUUUGUUGCAACAGAUGAGGCUACUCUUCUAGAUUAUGCAAUCCUUGAAGUGCAGAAAGUUUUAUCUGCGGACAAUAAUAAUGAGAAGGAGGAGCGAUAUAUGAACAGCUUAAUGUGUUCCACAGUAUGCAAUGGCAGAGGAAUAAAGUUAUGUUUGGCCCAUGCUUUUUUUUUGUCAAUGAGCACCUGGUGUGACAGUAAACUGCAAGAUUAUCAUCUGCAUUUUUGUCAGAAACCUUACUUCUUCAGAAGUGUAUUGACCUUGGCAUUAGCAGUCGGAAAUUAUACUUUUGAUGAAUGUGGUGAAAUCAAGUUUUCCAAAUCUGAUGCUCUGGAUGCGAUUGCUGAUAGAAAGCUCAGACUAUAUGUGGAAACGUCCAUCAAAGCUGCAUAUUGGCGGGUUGCAAAUACCAUAGAUCUUGAAUCUAAAAUGGAAAGGACACAUCCUUUGGCUCUACUUGCAAAUGAACUAAGAUUGAUUGCUGAGAGGGAGCUCAAUGUAUUUUCCUCAGUGCUACACCAGUGGUAUCCUGAUGCUGGGAUGGUCUCAGCCAUUCUACUGCAUCAAUUUUAUGGUGAAAGACUGAAUCCGUUCCUCAAGGGAGUAUCAUGUCUUACUGAAGAGGUUAGGUUAGUGCUUCCUGCAGCUGAUAUGCUUGAUCAUGACCUGACUCGGCUCUAUUCCUCUGCAUGUGAAGAAAUUGCUUUGCAUUCUCCUUGCAGCUUACAAUUUCAUCAUUAUCAGAUUAGAGAAGUUUCUAGCCCAAUUAUGCUUGACUGGAUAAUUGCUCAGCAUCAGCGUAUCUUGGAAUGGACUGGACGUGUUUUUGAUCUUGAGGAUUGGGAGCCUUUGUCACAUCAGCAAAAGCAAGCAGCUUCAGCAAUUGAAGUUUUUAGGAUCAUAGAGGAAACCGUGGAUCAAUUAUUUGGGUUGAGUCUACCAAUGGAUAUCACACAUUUACAAGCUCUACUGUCUGUAAUUUUCCAUACCUUGGAUAUUUAUUUGCUGAAAGUGGUCAGCCAGAUAGUUGAGAAGCACCAUCUGUGUCCUUCUGUUCCUUCACUGACGCGUUAUGAGGAGACAGUCUUUUCUGUAAUGAAGAAAAAGGUGGUAGGUGGUGUGCUUCUAGAAGAAAAAAUAAAUGAUAAGGUGAAUGCACUAACAACGUCGACCCUGUGCAUCAGAUUGAAUACUCUCCAAUAUAUUCAAAAACAAGUUGACAUACUAGAUGAUGGCAUUAGAAAAUCAUGGGCACUUGUUAGACCAUCUAAAAAUCAAUCACGGUCCAAAGAAAAACCUCUGGAGAUUUUAGAGAGCUCAGACUGUAUGAGUACUGAGUCAGUUGAUGAGCUAUUUGUUGCCACCUUUGGCAGCAUCAAGGAUACUGCUGCUGAUGCUAUUAGAAAAAUAUGCGAUUUCACUGGAGCAAGAAUUGUGUUUUGGGAUUUGAGAGACUCAUUCCUGUUUCAUUUAUAUCGUGGUAGCGUUGAAGGUGCUCGCUUUGAUAGUGUUCUUCCAUAUUUCGAUACGGUCCUCAACCAUAUAUGUGGACACAUUGAUGACAAUCUCAGAGACCUUUUGGUAUCAAGUAUUUGUAGAGCAUCAUUGGAAGGCUAUGUCUGGGUAUUGCUGGAUGGAGGCCCUUCUCGCGCGUUUUCAGUUUCAGAUAUCACAAUGAUGGAAGAUGACCUUAGCAUGUUAAAGGAUUUAUUUGUAGCUGAUGGUGAAGGCCUUCCACGUUCCCUAGUCGAAAAGGAAGCAAGUUUUGCUCAUCAAGUCUUAGACCUGUUUUCCCUUCAGACUGAAUCUGUAAUCCAAAUGUUGAUGAGUGCAAGUGAACACAUUUCAGUUGGACUGGAGUCAUGUAAAGAUGGGCGUAGGUGCUUAGGAGAUGCUCACACCUUAAUACGAGUACUCUGCCACAAGAAAGACAGGGAAGCCUCCAAGUUCUUGAAAAGGCAAUACCAGCUUCCCGCAUCUUCAGAAUAUGGUGAUACUCCAACAGGGGACUCAAAUUCGAAAUCAUCGCUUAUAGCUGAUCACCUAAUGCGAAGCACAUCAUCCCACUGGUCUGCGAAGGGCAGCAGAAGUUUCAGAUCAAUGAAGAAAAAGUUUAAAGAUGGUUCAUUGUCAAUGCGGUUUGUAUAAGCAUAUGUAUGUCUGAGGUAAACAAUUUUUUUUGACAUACUUGAUAACAGCACAAACAAGUGAUUCAUUUGAAAGUAACUGAGUAACCCAAUUUGUAAUUUUUUGUGUAAAAAAAUGCAUGAGAGCUUCCAUUUUCGUAGGCAGUCAAAAAUUCAUAGUGGUCGUCCAUAAAUGGAUCCGACUCCAAGUGACAUAAAAAUUAAAAAUGUUGUAAACUUGCCAGACUACUCUGUAAGAGGAAUGGAAUGCUCCAGCUUUGAGCAAUGAUCAUGGGCUUUUAUAAAACUCGAUCAAGCUUGUUUUUCA